Messenger RNA from Phaedon cochleariae (mustard beetle), 2119 nucleotides. The record is from the annotation of a GenBank genome assembly. NCBI's taxonomy places the organism in Eukaryota, Metazoa, Arthropoda, Insecta, Coleoptera, Chrysomelidae.
GACAUCACUGAUGUAUACACAUCAAUAAAUCGGGCUAGGGCUGGAUCCUGGAUCAGUGGAUCAGAAGGUUACAAAAAAUCUUGUUUACAGUCUACGUGUUCGUUUUGUUGAAAGUAUUACAAGCUGAAAUUUACCGGAAUAGUUCAGUACCAGUUAUUAUAGACACAUUAUGCUUGCUUAGACAAUUUAUAAAAUGUUUGCAUCUUUGAAGAACAAAAUACGAGAAGAAACAGGGAGUGACUUAUCCAAAUUAACUUCUAAAAUCACAUCUUCUACAAUUCAAAAAAUCGAAUCAUUGAGGGGCCGUUCUACCCAGGGAUCUACGUCCAGCCUUAAUUCUAUCCAGUCCUCGGAAGGAUUCAGGGAUGAAGCACCUGUGGAACCUGAGGAAUUCAGAAAGAGGUUUUCAAAGAUAGAGUCAGACUUUGCAAGAAAAAUUGAACAUAAAGACAAAGAGUGGCGUGAAAUAGUUAGAGACAAGGAUAAACGAAUCAAUGCUUUGGAAAUAGAAAAAGAUGAGACUUGGAGACAUAAUGAAGCCUUGAAAGAGUCUCUGAAAAAUGCUGAAGAAUUCAAUUCAAAAAUCUUAGAACAUAAAGAAAACAACCAGCAAAUAGGAAAUUUGCAAAGCCAAGAAUUAUUAAAAGUUAAGCAACUAGUUUUAUUGAGAGACCAAGAAAUUGCCACCAAAACAAGUGCCCUAAAAGAUGCCAAUUUACAAUUAGAAAAACUAAGAAAUGAAGUUUCUAGGCUUAGAAGACAGGAGGAACUUCUGAGUGAUGUACAGGACGACCUCGACUCGCUACGGCACUCCAGCUCCAGGGAUCUCGCGCGCCUGGCCGCCGAACUGGCCAGGAGCCAGCAGGAGCAGCGCCACCUAUCGGAUCGUCUGGCCAUCUUCAGACAGAGCGAGUCGGAGGUGGGCUUGGGAGAUGCUAGGAUAGUAGCCGAGAGGCGGUUGCUGGAACAGCGACUGGAGGAGGCGCAUCUGCAUCUGACGGACAUCAAGACGUCGUGGAGCGACAAAAUAGCCUCGUUGGAAACGCAGGUUGGUAGACUGAGUAGGCAAGCAGCCGAAGAAGGUUCUGAAAGACGUAGAGCUGUAGAAGAAAAAGAAAAGCUCAUAGAGGACAUAAAACAACUAGAAGCCGAACUAGAUUGUUGCAGACUCGAGCUAAUCAAUAAAGAAACGAAAAUUAAACGCUUAUCCCAAGAUGUGAACGAACUGUCAGCUGAACUGAAAGUUUUGAAACAUGACGGGGAAGAAGAAAUAUCAUUCCUACGAGGCGAAUUAGACCAUUCCAGAAACGAAUUGCAAACCAGCAAGAAAAACAUAGAUAAUGUUGAAAAUGAACUUGGAAAAUGUGAAGAAGAGAAUAGUAAACUAAAAAGAUCCAUAGACUCUGAGCAUAUGACAAAUAGUUCCUUAAGGAUAAUGAUCUCAAAAUUAGAGAAAGAAUUAGGGGAAGAAAAAUCGAAUAGUUUGAAUGUUCAAAAAACACUUACAAGGGUAACGUCUGAGAAAAAUACCGCAUUAUUGCGAAAUGCAGAAAUAUCACAGCAGAUGGAGUUGGUGAAGCAGGACAUGAGACGGCAAGAAAUGGAAAUGAAUGAUGUAUUGGCUAAACUAUCUCAUCUUGAAAAGGAGAACCAUAAAUUGAAUCAGAGUGUCAUGGUGGAGAAAAAGUUGAGGAGUAGCAUCAGUGAACUGGAAGAUCAGAUUUCUGAAAAGAACAAGUUGAGGCUGGCCGACAUGAAAAAAACCCUCCAACAGGAGCUGAGAACGCCUGGCAAUCUGAACUACCACAGCGAUCUCCUAGAUAACAGUUCGCCAGCCGUUCUCACUCCCACACAAGUCUCGACCAGAAAUCAGGUGUAUCCGAGUGUAGUGAAAAGAGCCAAUGAUGACGUCAAUUUCGAGUACCUGAAACACGUCAUCCUGAAGUUUUUGACCAGCAGGGAAUACGAGGCCCAGCAUUUGAUCAAGGCGAUUUCAACUCUGUUGAAGUUCACAACGGAGGAGGAGAAACUCAUACAGGACACGUUAGAAUGGAGGAGGUCUUGGUUCGGGAGUAAACCGAAGUAUUCUGUUUCAAAAUCCAGAAAUAGUUAUAGUUGA